AUGAGCUCCUUUAAGCGUGAUAAGAAGGAAGACGAAGACGGCGGCUGCUUUUCAUACCAGAAUUUGGAUAAAACCAUCGUAUUGCAAGAAUCGAGAUAUUUCAACGAGACGCCGGUGAAUCCACGGAAAUGUACGCAAAUUCUAACAAAAAUACUCUUCCUUCUCAACCAAGGAGAGCAAUUCUCUACUCAGGAAGCUACAGAGGCUUUUUUCGCUAUCACCAAGCUUUUCCAAUCCAAUGAUGUUAUUUUACGUCGUAUGGUGUACCUCUGCAUCAAGGAAUUGAGUAAAUUAGCUCAGGAUGUGAUUAUAGUAACAUCUUCUUUAACUAAAGAUAUGACGGGCAAAGAGGAUCUGUAUAGGGCUGCAGCUAUUCGAGCUCUUUGCAGUGUUACCGAUAGCACCAUGAUUCAAGCUAUUGAAAGAUAUAUGAAACAAGCUAUCGUUGAUAAAAAUCCUGCUGUUAGUUCAGCGGCUCUUGUGUCGUCUUUGCAUUUAUCAUCAACUGCACCGGAUUUGGUGAAGAGAUGGACUAGCGAGGCACAGGAAGCGUUGAACAGUGAAAGGUCGCUCGUAUCAUACCAUGCACUCGGAAUACUUGUGAAUACUCGUAGAAAUGACAAAUUGUCAACCAUGAAGCUAGUGACUCAUCUCACUAAAUCCUCAAUAAAAUCACCGUACACCCUGUGCUUGUUGAUUCGUCUCGCUGCUCAACUUGUUGAAGAUGAUGCUUCUGAGACAUCUCAAGCCUACAUCGAGUUCAUUGAUGGCUGUCUUCGGCAUAAAUCAGAAAUGGUGAUAUAUGAAGCUGCUCACGCGAUUGUCAACUUGCGUAAAACAGCACGAGAUUUAGCUCCGGCUGUGUCAGUGUUGCAGCUGUUCUGUGGCUCCUCGAAAGCGACGUUGAGACUCGCCGGAGCUAGAACCCUCGCUAAACUGACGACUAAGCACCCAGCCGCAGUAUCUGCUUGUACAAUCGACCUGGAAAAUCUAAUUUCUGAUCCAAACAGAUCAGUUGCCACUCUAGCAGUCACUACUCUGCUUGCUACAGGCGCUGAGAGCUCCAUCGAUCGUCUAAUGAAGCAGAUUUCUAGCUUCGUUUCUGAAAUCUCAGAUGAAUUUAAAAUCAUCGUGGUCAAAGCCAUAAAACGACUCUGCCUCAAGUUCCCGAGGAAGCACCAAUCGCUGGCUACAUUUUUGGCCGGCAUGCUGCGUGAUGAAGGUGGCUUGGAUUAUAAAGCGGCCAUCGCUGACGCAAUCAUCGCUCUUGUGGAGGAAAACCCCGACGCUAAGGAGACAGGAUUGGCUCAUUUAUGCGAAUUUAUCGAAGAUUGUGAGCACCAAGUCCUGUCAGUUCGGAUUUUGCAUUUACUGGGACGUGAAGGCCCUAAAACUCGUCAUCCUACAAGAUACAUAAGAUUCAUCUACAAUAGAGUCAUCUUGGAGACAGGGCCGGUCAGGGCGGCGGCUGUAUCUGCUGUGGCACAAUUCGGAGCCCACAUUCCUGAACUCCUGCCGAAUAUAAGAGUUCUGCUGAGCCGCUGCGAAACCGACGAAGAGGACGAAGUGAGGGACCGCGCGAUAUUCUUCAACGCGAUCUUCAAUUCGGGUGACGAGAAACUCAUAAGAGAUUACAUCACACACGUACCGAGACCGGACCCGAAACUGUUGGAGAAAGCGCUCCACGAUCACGCGAAGAACAGACCGAACGAACCCUUCGAUAUACUGAGCGUUCCGGAGAUGGAGAAACAGAAGAAAGAAGAAGUAAUAGAGAUUGAAGUGAAGCAACCGAAACAGAUUACACUAGAGGAGAUAGACACCCAGCAGCUAGCCAAGAUACCGGGAGUCGAGAAAUUGGGGACUAUCUUCAAAACAAACAACCCAGUCGACCUCACUGAAGAAGACACAGAAUUCCAAGUCCGUCUGAUCAAACACAUCUACGUCCGUCACGUAGUGCUACAGUUUGAAUGCACGAGCACUAUAAACUUUCAAGUCUUCGAAAAUGUGACCGUAAAAUUGGAUCUGCCGAACGAAUUCGAAGUGAAGAACAUGGUGCCCAUCAAGUCAUUGGCUUUCAACAGACCGGAGAGCAUUUUCGUGAUCGUUGAGUUCCCCUGCUCGUUUUUGGACAGCAUGAACCCUUUCGGCGCUGUUCUUGAGUUUGUAACACGCGAAUGUCACCCUAUAACAUGUAUACCAAAUCCCGGGCCAGGGUUCAUUGACACUUAUCCCAUAGAAGAUUUCUAUAUAAGCUGCGCCGAUCAAAUACGCACCCGAGUAACCGGCGAUGAUUGGGAACAGACUUGGGAGAGUGCUUUUAAUGUCAUCGAGAUAUCAGAUACUUUCUCACUCCCUCAGCGCGACGCUGCCGCCGCUGCUAAGUCGGUUUGCGAAUACCUGGGUCUUCCGAAAGGUUCUAUCAAUGGGGACGCGAUUAAGGAGAUUCGGGGCGCUGGUAUAUUUAGGGGCGGAGCGCCAUUUUUGGUCAGGGCUCGCAUAGCGCCCACGAGCGCGGGAACAGCUACAAUGCUAAUCGCAGCACGAUCACCGAGAGAAGACGUAGCACAACUACUAUUAAACGCUGUCGGUUAA
Molecule: messenger RNA, 2592 nt
Organism: Danaus chrysippus (African queen)
Lineage: Eukaryota; Metazoa; Arthropoda; Insecta; Lepidoptera; Nymphalidae
Source: the annotation of a GenBank genome assembly